GAUUCCACAUUUGCCAAGAUGUCCAGCAGAAGGUCCAGGAUCUCAGAGGAAGAUAUCAAUGAGCUCAUCUCCAAGCUCCAAUCUCUUCUCCCCGACAACCGUCGCCGAUGUCGUGGCUCAAUCAGAGCUUCCGCAGCAAGUCUCCUACUCGAGACGUGCAACUAUAUCAAGAGCCUUCAUCAAGAGGUCGACGACCUCAGCAAUCAGCUCUCAGCGCUCGUGGAGACCAUGGAUUUCAACAGUGCCCAGGUGGAGUUGCUGCAGAGUCUCUUCCUGUCCUGAUCAAUCAGAAUACUGAAUUUAGCGGCAUCUUGUUUCUAGUACAGAUCUACCACAUGCAAAUAGUAUCCCAUGCAGAUUGAUGAUCCGCACAAGUUCUAUAGCUCAUAAGACUAUCUAUGUUUAAUAUGCUAGGCAAGUAGCUAGUACUGGCUAUAUCUUAUAUUGGCUUGUCUUCAUGUACAAUUUUCUGUCUUCUGGUUCAUGUUGAUCAUCUAUAGACAACUGACCAAUCACUAAUUAGAUUAAAGCAUUCUACUGUCACUGCAACUUUUGCUUGUUUA
This is a messenger RNA of Zingiber officinale, 563 nucleotides long. RefSeq names its product transcription factor ILI5-like. Gene Ontology annotation, biological process: regulation of DNA-templated transcription; regulation of growth. Bases 19 to 282 code for a protein of 87 amino acids. NCBI's taxonomy places the organism in Eukaryota, Viridiplantae, Streptophyta, Magnoliopsida, Zingiberales, Zingiberaceae. The transcript has 2 exons. The record is from RefSeq and is a predicted model, not a curated record. Gene Ontology annotation, molecular function: protein dimerization activity.